Molecule: messenger RNA, 2178 nt
Organism: Aspergillus melleus
Lineage: Eukaryota; Fungi; Ascomycota; Eurotiomycetes; Eurotiales; Aspergillaceae
Product: transcription factor domain-containing protein
Exons: 2
Coding region: 1-2178 (725 amino acids)
Biological process (GO): regulation of DNA-templated transcription; DNA-templated transcription
Molecular function (GO): DNA binding; DNA-binding transcription factor activity, RNA polymerase II-specific; zinc ion binding
Source: RefSeq, a predicted model, not a curated record
AUGAAGCCUUUCGACCCGGCUUGCGAUCGCUGCCGCAUCCAGAAGAGAGGGUGUGAUCGCGUCAAACCAGGUACUGACACCCCACAGGUCCCGCAUAAGGCCCGAUGGUUAACCGCUCCUGUAGCAUGUCAGCGAUGCAUCAGCACAGGUUGGUCUGACUCCUGUUCCUACCGGACAGAGGAGCAGACUCCGUCGCAGACCCGGAAUCCCAAGCGCGUGAAGACGCAUCAUUCGCGGCCUUCUCCUAUGGUUGUGAUCAAAUCGCCAUCUGAUGUGGGAUCGUAUACAACCGAGGACUUCUCUAGUAGCUCUAGUAGCGCUGAUUCGGAUGACGAUGAUGACUCGCGGUCGGCCAAAGCAGUCUCGGAACAUGAUGGGCAACACGGUCCCAUCGUCAUCGAUUUGUCUUCAUCACCCUCAGAUGAAAGCUUUUAUACGGCUGUUCUGCCUCGAAAUUCUCCCUCUGCAACCCGCACCUCUGCAACUCGCAAUCGAGAGUCCCGAUCUUUCCAGCCAGCGGGACAGAAGGGGGAGAUUCAUGAGCAGAUAAGACAGCUGAUACAAGAUGGAAUCGGAGAAGGCUCUCCGUUGGCACGACGCGGCUUGGACCGCUCUAAUCGCCUUCUCUCUCUCGUCCACGAUCCAAAGUUCCGCCAGUCUUCCGAACAAAUAUCCCCCGAUCUCGCGGACCGUCUGGUGGCCGCCUAUCUGACUAAUGAGUAUGUGAAUCUGCCGAUUUUCGAUCUGGAGCAAUUCCGCUCGUCGUACAAUGCGAUCCGAAUAGGACGGAAUAUAGCCGCGGGGUCUACUCCGUUCCACGGCCUCCUGGUUACAAUCUUUAGUCUCUCCGGACUGAGCUGGCACGACGUCGGGGAGACGGAUAUUGCGUCCUUGUUUAAUUACGGGCAGUCGGUCUCUCAAGAUUUGGACUCUCGCAGCACGCCGUCGGAGCGAGCCCAAUCGUGUAUCCUACAGAGCCAGUAUCUCUAUGCGAGUGGAAGCCCAAGGGCGGCUUUGAUCUCUAUUAGUUUUGCGAUUCGAGUUGCACAGGUCCAAGGCUUGGAAGAUCGGACGCGCGAUCGACACGCCCGCCCGAGACGAGACCAAGAGCUGGUCCGAAGGAUCUGGCAUAGCGCCAUGCUUCUGGAGCGCAUGAUUGCGUUCCAAUUGCGACUAUCUCCACAAACUUCUCAAUCGCCUGGUGUGCCGCUGCCUACUCACAAGGACACCGACUACGCCGAUGUAAUUUCGAAGGAAAUUCCCUCACCCGACGAGGAGCGUGCAUCCAUCAUUGAUUUCUUGGCGGCCUGUGUUCGACUCUACGAACAUGUGGAAGGUAUCUUGACGUGGGAGGAGGAAACACAAAUGCGGCAGGGAAGCUGUGCUGCGAAAAAGCUACUCUGCUUAAACUUCAGCUCGUUUGUUCAUUUGGAUGGUACGUUGUACCAAUGGCAGACAUCCCUUUCUCCAUUACUGCAGAAGCCUGGGCGACCUACCCAUCCUAUAAUCCAUCGCCAGCGCAAUGUCCUCCGCGCGCGCUAUCUAUAUGUCCGCCUACGACUCUACCGGCCCCUUUUAAUAUUAGGACAGGCAGCCUGUGAGAAGUGCAGCUGCCAAGUCGGCAGCGACCCUCAUUUCGUGUUGAAGGAAUCCUCUCCCGAAUGUCCAAUCGCGCUCACCGUGGUCCGAGAUUCCUCUUUCAAGUGCAUUGCAGCGGCGCUGGAGCUUCUGAAUCUCUGUGAGCACGAGCAAGAAUCAAUGCCUCCCUGCUGGGAGAACCUAGACUAUCUAUACGUUUGCGGUACCAUUUUUCUCGCCGCCCAAUCUUGUCCUUUCGUCACCAAUGUUUCGCCCGAUCAGCCCGACCCGGAAGAGAUGGAAUUAUCGCUGAGUCGUGUCCUUACGCUUCUCGAAGGAUACCAAAGUAUGCAGUCCAGCGACCGCAUCUAUGACAUAGCGCAGCGGUGUCGACGUACCCUCGAAAGCGUAUCGGGAAUAAUCGAGGGGUCGGACGAGGCGGCCGUUUUCGACGAGGAUAACUCUCGUCGUAUCCUUGAGCGCAUGAAUAUAUGCUCCCCCAACAGUCAAGGCGAGAGUAUGCAAGAUGACUCUAGUCGACUGAAACUUUUUGGUUGGUUGAGCAGUUUGCCUAAUGAUUUAGCUGGGGAGUUGGAAUAA